Molecule: messenger RNA, 1701 nt
Organism: Aspergillus homomorphus CBS 101889
Lineage: Eukaryota; Fungi; Ascomycota; Eurotiomycetes; Eurotiales; Aspergillaceae
Product: DNA-binding protein creA
Exons: 1
Coding region: 151-1446 (431 amino acids)
Cellular component (GO): cytoplasm; nucleus
Molecular function (GO): RNA polymerase II cis-regulatory region sequence-specific DNA binding
Source: RefSeq, a predicted model, not a curated record
CCGAUAUAAGCUCUAUAACCCCCCCCCCCCCCCCCUGGUCGCGACAUACGGCCUAUCGCCUCGGCUCCUCAUCCCUGUCGCACGCGGCUUCAAAUCCCGGCUCCAGUCCUACUUCUCACUACUCUCUCCGGUAUCAAAGACAAGUUUCACAUGCCGCCACCGGCCUCUUCAGUGGAUUUUUCCAACCUGCUCAAUCCUCAGAGCAGCGCGACUGAGUCUGCUCCGUCCUCUCCCGCCACUCCUGUGGAUAGCUCCAAGGGCCCUUCCACUCCGUCCAGCGCUCAAUCAACCUCGACGAUGGCUUCGUCCGUGAGUCUUCUUCCCCCUCUGAUGAAGGGUAGCCGUCCUGCGACCGAAGAAGUGCGCCAAGAUCUCCCCCGGCCUUAUAAGUGUCCUCUCUGUGAUCGCGCCUUCCACCGUCUGGAGCACCAGACGAGACAUAUCCGCACCCACACGGGUGAGAAGCCCCAUGCGUGUCAGUUCCCUGGCUGCACUAAGCGAUUCAGUCGCUCCGACGAACUCACACGCCACUCGCGCAUUCACAACAACCCGAACUCGAGGCGCAGCAACAAGGCUCAGCACCUGGCUGCGGCUGCCGCUGCCGCAGCUGGCCAGGACAAUGCGAUGCCCAACAGUGCAGGGGCCCUGAUGCCCCCUCCCAGCAAGCCCAUGACUCGCUCUGCGCCCGUGUCGCAAGUUGGCUCUCCCGACAUUUCCCCCCCUCACUCUUUCUCCAACUAUGCCAACCACAUGCGCUCUAACUUGGGGCCCUAUGCCCGCAACACCGAGCGGGCAUCAUCCGGCAUGGAUAUCAACCUCCUCGCUACGGCCGCCUCUCAGGUGGAGCGCGACGAUCACUUCAGUUUCCACGCGGGGCCCCGUAACCACCACCUAUUCAGCAGCUCCCGCCACCACGGAAGCGGUCGCCUACCGUCGCUUUCGGCUUACGCAAUCACGCACAACAUGAGUCGCUCGCACUCGCACGAAGAAGACGACAGUUAUUCGCAUCGUGUCAAGCGUUCCAGACCCAACUCGCCCAACUCGACCGCCCCCUCUUCGCCCACCUUCUCGCAUGAUUCUCUCUCACCUACCCCCGAUCACACGCCUUUGGCUACUCCCGCUCACUCUCCGCGGUUGAGACCCCUGGGAGCCAGCGAUUUGCACCUUCCAUCGAUCCGUCACUUGUCGCUACAUCACACCCCUGCUCUGGCUCCGAUGGAGCCGCAGCCCGAGGGGCCCAGCUACUAUAGCCCUAGCCAAAGUCAUGGCCCGAGCAUCACCGAUAUCAUGUCCAAACCCGAUGGAACACAGCGCAAGCUUCCUGUUCCCCAGGUACCGAAAGUGGCAGUCCAGGAUAUGUUGAAUCCUGGCAGUGGGUUUUCCUCGGUCACCUCGUCCACCGCUAACUCGGUUGCCGGCGGUGAUCUGGCCGAACGUGCCUUCUAGAAUCGACCCCUGCGUCGAUCAUUUGGGUUUGUAAAAUGGGAUUCCAAAAAAGCAUUAUAUCUUCAUGCGUGCUACGACCGAAUAGACUUGUGCAUUUACAACGGUUCAUGGGCAUCAUCGGUGUCAGUUGGUUGGGUGGCUUUUCUUUCUAUUUCUCUUUUUAUUGUUCUGGAUUCAUGGCUCUUUUACCUUUCUUUGUACUCUUUGCGAGGCGUCACUACCAAUAGAUGGAUGGGAUAUCUUGUGAAUCGUUUU